AUGGUCCGCUAUUCAACAUUAUCACUGAUAUCUCUGGCUAUCCUCGCCGCCCCUGCUCCGGUUUUGGGUUGUGAGGGUGAAUGUAUCGUCGGCAUCACCAACGCCUUUCUCAGCAACUACACCAGACCCAUCCAAACGGUCUUCCAGUAUAUGGCGGAUCAGAUCAGCGACAUGAUCCCGGAUUACGCUCGCGCUGAGAACGUGCUCGAAUACCUCGAGCCCAUCCUCGACACCUACAGCCUGAACGCGUACGCAGGGAUGGAAACCGCCAUCUUCCCGCACUAUUUCCACGGGAAGUGCCAGCAGGACGGCGUUGACCCCCCUGGCUGCCCGAACCCGGACUGUCCCGUCGUAUGCGGCACGCCGGGCUCGCUCGUCCACUUCUACCCCACGCUGCGCUUCAUCGCCUUCAACCAGACGCGACAUAUCCUCCGUGACGUCUCGCAGUCUCACACCGACGCCUACGCCAAGGUGGAGGCAGCUAUCGUCAACGACGCCACUACGCCCCCGCGGCAACUCGUCAGAUCGCGUUUCAUGUCACCGGCAGCGGCGCGCAGCUCGGAAGCCGCGAUGUCGCGGAUCCUGAAGAAGCGCGCGCAGGAGGUGAAGGCACAGCUUCGGGCUGUGCUGGACAGCAGCUGGUCGCUCCUCGAGAAGCAGUGUGGCGGGACGGGCACGGGCGUGACCAACGGGCUCACGUCGUGCAGUUGGGAGAAGGAGAUGAAGGAGUACAUCUUGUCGUUCCCUUGAUAAGCCUCAUUGACCAC
Messenger RNA from Punctularia strigosozonata HHB-11173 SS5, 767 nucleotides. RefSeq lists its product as uncharacterized. The transcript has 3 exons. Bases 1 to 750 code for a protein of 249 amino acids. Lineage: Eukaryota; Fungi; Basidiomycota; Agaricomycetes; Corticiales; Punctulariaceae. The record is from RefSeq and is a predicted model, not a curated record.